Molecule: messenger RNA, 826 nt
Organism: Cheilinus undulatus (humphead wrasse)
Lineage: Eukaryota; Metazoa; Chordata; Actinopteri; Labriformes; Labridae
Gene: llph
Product: LLP homolog, long-term synaptic facilitation factor
Exons: 3
Coding region: 117-497 (126 amino acids)
Biological process (GO): dendrite extension
Cellular component (GO): nucleolus
Molecular function (GO): RNA binding
Source: RefSeq, a predicted model, not a curated record
CGCGUCAUCGUUUUCUAACUGUACACACGUGCGCAGACGCCACACUGGAAUUCGACGGUGCGUAGCUUUCUGCGGAGAAUAUUUCAGCGUUUUGACUCAUUUUCAAUUGUCCUAAAAUGGCAAAAAGUCUCCGUAGCAAAUGGAAGAGGAAGAUGCGAGCCGAGAAGAGGAAGAAAAAUGCCCCAAAAGAGCUGGCUCGCCUCAAACAAGCUCUGAGCCUGGAUAAGAAAGGAGAAGCUGUCAUGGCUGAUGUGGAGGAGAUUGCCACUGUGGUGCCAGCUGCCAAGAUCAAGAAGCAGACAGAUGUUGAUAUGGCUGAGGUAGAGGGUGAUGACGGGAAGAUGGAAAUGGACAGCAAGCGAAACAAGAAAACUUUGCUGAAUGAACACGGCCAGUACCCUGCAUGGAUGAGUCAACGACAGGCCAAAAAACUGAAAGGCAAACGGAUGGCAAAGAAAGGCGGCCAGGGCAAAAAGAAGAAAGGAAUCUCCUGGUGAGAUUGGAGGAAAAACAAGAGAUUUGUUUGCCUUGAAGACUUUUGAAGCAGGAACACGGGAUCAUUUCAUGUAUUGUGUUAUACAUGAUAUGAGUCACUUCUGCAGUUGAAUCUUGUUCUGUGUGGCAUAGAACAAGAUUCAUCAUUAACCCACAGAAACUGAUGUUAUCAUGCGUCUCAGUGAAGGCAUUAUUUGUCCUUAUGGGACAGCAGCUUCACUUUGUUUGGCAGAGUUGUAAGAAAUCAAGGCCUGUACAGACUGUAUCUGAUGAUCUUUAGCAUGUCUUGUACAUUUUGAGACUCUGAUAAAAAGGAUUGUGUAUCAAUGUU